Messenger RNA from Penaeus vannamei (Pacific white shrimp), 1740 nucleotides. RefSeq names its product alkylglycerol monooxygenase. The record is from RefSeq and is a predicted model, not a curated record. Gene Ontology annotation, cellular component: endoplasmic reticulum. Gene Ontology annotation, biological process: lipid biosynthetic process. Gene Ontology annotation, molecular function: iron ion binding; glyceryl-ether monooxygenase activity. NCBI's taxonomy places the organism in Eukaryota, Metazoa, Arthropoda, Malacostraca, Decapoda, Penaeidae.
CAUUUCAGCUGCACACUCUCGCCUUGGAGUCUCCCAGUGUCACAUCCAACCUUUCUGAGGAACAGCUGCAGGAAAACUGAACCUCCACCAUGAACACCUCAGCGCCCGACACGUCCACGUGGUCGUACAGCCUCAGGACCAACUUCUACGCCCUGUCGCCGGACGAAACCUACUAUGAGAGCGUGUGGCAGGUGCCCAACAUGGCGGCCAUGGCGUUGCCGAUCAUGACGCUGAUGUCGGUGGUCGAGGCGCUGAUCCUGAAGUUCACCAAUCGAGACAACAACUGGCGUCUCCACAACGCCGUCCUGAACUACUCGAGCGGAGGACUCACGGAAGCGAGUAAUAACUUCAUCUUCCGAGGCGCCGAGAUCACGUUCUACAGCUGGGUCUACAGCAACUGGCGCCUCAACUACCUGGCGUGGGACUCCCUCUACACCUACUUCUUCGCGUUGCUGGGAGUCGAGUUCUGCUACUACUGGUGGCACAGGGCCUCUCACGAAACGGCUCUGAUGUGGGCGGCCCAUUCCAGCCACCACAGCUCCGAGGACUUCAACAUGACGGUGACUGCCAGGACGUCCUGGACCAUGAGGCCUUUCAGGUGGAUCUUCUUCACGCCUCUGGCCAUCUUGGGGUUGCCGCCCGCAGUCUUCUUGGUCCACGUGCAGCUGUCGUUCAUCUACGCCGGCUGGACGCACAACGAGACCGUGCCCAAGCUGAGCAAGGUCAUCCCCGGCUUAGGUCAUGUCUUCGAGUUCAUCUUCCACACGCCCAGCCACCAUCGCGUCCACCACGGCGCCAACAGGUACUGCAUCGACAAGAACUACGGCCAGACGUUCAUCAUCUUCGACCGCCUCUUCGGCACCUUCGCCGAGGAGCGCGACGACGAGCCGCUCGUCUACGGGACGCUCGGCCAGAUGGACCGCAACAGCGCCAUAAUGAUCCAGGUCUCGCCCUGGAUCGAGCUGUGGCGGAAGGUGCGGAGCAUGACCUCCUUCGGCGACAAGGUGCGGGCGCUCGCCUUCGGCCCCGGCUGGACCCCCGGCAAGCCGCGCCUCGGGGACCCCGCCGAAGUGCCUGACGUGCGAGGCCGCGAGAAGCUCCAGCUGCCCCUUCCGUCGUGGUUCUCCCUCUACAUGCUGGCCAACAGCGCCCUCAUCUUCUUCUCCUACUUCGAGAUGAUGGGGAGGCUGAAGAACCUCGGGCAGUGGCAGCCCCUGCUCAACCUGGCCUACAUCUUCUUCUCGUACACCGCCCUCGGGGGCUUAUACGAAGGGCGGCGCUACGGCGCGGUUCUUGAGCUCGUGCGCCUCCUGACGUUCUUCGCGAUGUCCUACGUGAACCCGCUGUUCGGCGGCGCCGCCUCCCUGAGGGCGGUGUCGUGGAUCAACCUCCUCAGCCUGUUCUUAUGGCCUGCCGUGGCGGUCUUUACCUUCAGAAGGGCCGAGAAGACCGCCAAGGGACAGGACGGCCCGCGCGAGGGCGCCAAGGCCAAAGCCAACUGAGGGGACACGAACAACUGCAACUGGAAUGAUGGGCCUAACUACACCAGAAUCUGAUUUCGAGAUUAUCAUUACCCUUGAUGCACAGCUGAAGUUGGAAGUUCAGUCUGCUUGUGUUUUUGUUUCUCCGAGGAGCCUUUGGAGCACAAAAAUAUGCCUGACUGCUGUCAGAAAUAGUUGCUGACGGUUGCUGUACGCGACGAUCUUUGUAUAACAAAGUGAAUAUAAGUAUAUAUAUUUC